Anopheles moucheti is the source of this 1030-nucleotide messenger RNA. It is a transcript of the gene Gas41, whose product is annotated as YEATS domain-containing protein 4. Gene Ontology annotation, biological process: regulation of DNA-templated transcription. NCBI's taxonomy places the organism in Eukaryota, Metazoa, Arthropoda, Insecta, Diptera, Culicidae. The coding region runs from base 91 to 783 and encodes 230 amino acids. The transcript is spliced from 3 exons. The record is from RefSeq and is a predicted model, not a curated record.
UGUGCGCAAAGCGAUCUGGUUCUUUUCUUGCGGAGUUUGUUUGAAUAUUGAAGAUUUUACCAUAAAACUUACCAUAUACACUCAUCCAACAUGAACAUGUUAACGCACUUUGGCCCCGACUCGGGAGGACGCGUUAAGGGAUUAACCAUAGUUAAACCAGUCGUUUACGGGAAUGUGGCUCGUUCCUUUGGUAAGAAGCGGGAGGAAGAUGGCCACACUCAUCAGUGGACGGUGUACGUAAAGCCGUACAAAAACGAAGACAUGCAAUCGUACGUGAAAAAGAUACAUUUUAAGCUGCACGAAAGUUAUGCGAACCCGAAUCGAAUCAUCACGAAACCACCGUACGAAGUGACCGAAACGGGCUGGGGUGAAUUUGAAAUAGUGAUCAAAAUUCAUUUCCACGAUCCCACGGAGCGGCCGGUUACGAUGUACCACAUACUGAAGCUCUUCCAGUCACCCAUCCUAGAUGGGGAAGUAUCUUCGCAGAUCGAAGGUAAGAAGGGUUUGGUGUCGGAGCAGUACGAAGAGCUGGUCUUUCAAGAACCAACACAACUGAUGCAGCAACAGUUGACGAACGUAAAACCGGUAACGGCUGGCAUCUGGAAACAUGAUACAGAUUUUGAGGAAAAAAAGGUUCAAGCACUGGAAAAUAUAAUCGAAACCAAGGCGAAAGUAAUAUCAGAAAUCGCGCUACUGAAGGAGAAGCUAAAGCUUGCAAGGGAAACGAUAGCCAAGUUUAAAACCGAAAUGACCAAGGUGCAAGGACAGCAACCUGCCGCGUAAAUCACAUCCGAUCGUUAGAUCAAUUAAUUGGAAGAUGAUAUCUGAAGACUCAAUGUAAGUGCAUGAAUCGUGUAAGAAUUUAAGGAAUAUACUAUUGUAAGAAAUAUUUGUAGUAAUAAUAAUUGAUUAACACGUUCAGCGCCGUGUCAAAAUCGCGCAAGGCGAUUUCCAUAGAGCAUCACCCAAAUUGGGUGAUGCGGCGCUGAACGUAUUAAGUACAAUAAACAACGAAUUCCGAAUAUGGUGU